UCAUGUUUACUAACCACACUAUUAUUUUCAACAUUUAAAGAUAGUUACCCUUUCGUUUUGUUAAAAUCUUUAGGAAACGUGUACCUUCUGUCAACGGAAGCUCUUUGGAAUGUGGGGAACUGGGUCCGAUAAUACUAUCGACGAUGACGAAGGCCAUUGCGAUGGAGACGACUGUAAAACGAUGGGCGAUGGAACCAAAACACAUCAUAGCGUUAACAAAGACACUGAUGGUGAUGGAACUCCAGACUGGAAAGAAAUCGACACAGAUGGCGAUGGUAUUCCCGAUUAUGUUGACGAUGAUAUUGAUGGAGACGGAAUUCCUAACGAGAAAGAUUCUGACAUCGACGGUGAUGGUAUUCCAAAUGAGCAAGACGAUGACGAUGAUGGAGAUGGAAUUCCUGAUACAUACGAACAGGAUACUGACGGCGAUGGUAUUCCCGAUUAUCUUGACGAUGAUAUAGAUGGAGAUGGUAUUUUAAACGAAGAAGAUGACGAUGAUGAUAAUGAUGGCGUACGUGAUGAGAUGGAGGAUUCAGAUGGAGAUGGAAUUCCAGAUAUUAAUGAUGACGACGAUGACAAUGAUGGAAUUCCGGAUUAUAAGGAAAUUGACUCUGAUAAUGAUGGGGUACCAGAUUAUUUAGAUGAUGACGAUGAUAAUGAUGGUGUUCCAGAUGAACUUGAUGAUGAUGACGAUGGGGAUGGUAUACCUGACAGUCAACAGAGAGACACAGACGGUGAUGGAAUAUCUGAUUAUUUAGAUGAUGAUGUUGAUGGAGAUGGAAUUCCGAAUGAAGAUGACGAUGAUAUUGAUGGGGAUGGUAUUUUAAAUGAGAACGAAAGAAACAUAAAUCAACGGAAAGACACUGAUGGAGAUGGCAUUCCGGAUUAUUUGGACAAAGACAUUGAUGGUGAUGGAAUUCCCAACGAUAAAGACGAUGAUAUUGAUGGUGAUGGUAUACCAAAUAGCAAAGAUGACGAUGAUGAUGGAGAUGGUGUCCCGGACUGGAAAGAAAAAGACACAGAUGGAGAUGGGAUACCAAAUUACUUAGAUGAUGACAUCGAUGGUGAUGGUAUACCGAACAAUAAAGACAAUGACAUUGACGGGGAUGGAAUACCGAAUAUAAAAGACGACGAUGAUGAUGGGGAUGGAAUUCCCGACCAUCUUGAAAAGGACACAGAUGGUGAUGGUAUACAUGACCAUAUUGAUGAUGAUAUUGAUGGUGAUGGAAUUCCAAAUAAUAAAGACAAUGAUGAUGAUGGAGACGGAAUUCCAGACAAUCUCGAAACGGACACAGACGGUGAUGGCAUUCCAGACUAUCUUGAUGACGAUAUCGACGGAGACGGUACUCCAAACGAUCAAGAUGAUGACAUUGAUGGUGAUGGUAUACCAAAUAGCAGAGAUGACGAUGAUGAUGGAGAUGGUGUUCCGGACUGGAAAAAAAAAGACACAGAUGGAGAUGGUAUACCAAAUUACUUGGAUGAUGACAUCGAUGGUGAUGGUAUACCAAACGAUAAAGACAAUGACAUUGACGGGGAUGGAAUACCGAACAUAAAAGACGACGAUGAUGAUGGUGAUGGAAUUCCCGACCAUCUUGAAAAGGACACAGAUGGUGAUGGUAUACAUGACCAUAUUGAUGAUGAUAUUGAUGGUGAUGGAAUUGAAAAUAAUAAAGACAAUGACGACGAUGGAGACGGAAUUCCAGACAAUCUCGAAACGGACACAGACGGUGAUGGCAUUCCAGACCAUCUUGAUGACGAUAUCGACGGAGACGGUACUCCAAACGAUCAGGAUAAUGACAUUGAUGGUGAUGGUAUACCAAAUAGCAGAGAUGACGAUGAUGAUGGAGAUGGUGUUCCGGACUGGAAAGAAAAAGACACAGAUGGAGAUGGGAUACCAAAUUACUUGGAUGAUGACAUUGAUGGUGAUGGUAUACCAAACAAUAAAGACAAUGACAUUGACGGGGAUGGAAUACCUAACAUCAAAGACGAUGAUGAUGAUGGGGAUGGAAUUCCCGACCAUCUUGAAAAGGACACAGAUGGUGAUGGUAUACAUGACCAUAUUGAUGAUGAUAUUGAUGGUGAUGGAAUUCCAAAUAAUAAAGACAAUGAUGGCGAUGGAGACGGAAUUCCAGACAAUCUCGAAACGGACACAGACGGUGAUGGCGUUCCAGACUAUCUUGAUGACGAUAUCGACGGAGACGGUACUCCAAACGAUCAGGAUGAUGACAUUGAUGGUGAUGGCAUACCAAAUAGCAGAGAUGACGAUGAUGAUGGAGAUGGUGUUCCGGACUGGAAAGAAAAAGACACAGAUGGAGAUGGGAUACCAAAUUACUUGGAUGAUGACAUUGAUGGUGAUGGUAUACCAAACAAUAAAGACAAUGACAUUGACGGGGAUGGAAUACCUAACAUCAAAGACGAUGAUGAUGAUGGGGAUGGAAUUCCCGACCAUCUUGAAAAGGACACAGAUGGUGAUGGUAUACAUGACCAUAUCGAUGAUGAUAUUGAUGGUGAUGGAAUUCCAAAUAAUAAAGACAAUGAUGGCGAUGGAGACGGAAUUCCAGACAAUCUCGAAACGGACACAGACGGUGAUGGCAUUCCAGACUAUCUUGAUGACGAUAUCGACGGAGACGGUACUCCAAAUGGUCAAGAUGAUGACAUUGAUGGUGAUGGCAUACCAAAUAGCAGAGAUGACGAUGAUGAUGGAGAUGGUGUUCCGGACUGGAAAGAAAAAGACACAGAUGGAGAUGGUAUACCAAAUUACUUAGAUGAUGACAUCGAUGGUGAUGGUAUACCAAACGAUAAAGACAAUGACAUUGACGGGGAUGGAAUACCGAACAUAAAAGACGACGAUGAUGAUGGGGAUGGAAUUCCCGACCAUCUUGAAAAGGACACAGAUGGUGAUGGUAUACAUGACCAUAUUGAUGAUGAUAUUGAUGGUGAUGGAAUUGAAAAUAAUAAAGACAAUGACGACGAUGGGGACGGAAUUCCAGACAAUCUUGAAACGGACACGGACGGUGAUGGCAUUCCAGAUGAUCGUGAUGACGAUAUCGACGGAGACGGUACUCCAAACGAUCGAGAUGAUGACAUUGAUGGCGAUGGUAUACCCAAUAGCAAAGAUGACGAUGAUGAUGGAGAUGGUUUCCCGGACUGGAAAGAAAAAGACACAGAUGGAGACGGGAUACCAAAUUACUUGGAUGAUGACAUCGAUGGUGAUGGUAUACCAAACGAUAAAGACAAUGACGUUGACGGGGAUGGAAUACCGAACAUAAAAGACGACGAUGAUGAUGGGGACGGAAUUCCCGACCAUCUUGAAAAGGACACAGAUGGUGAUGGUAUACAUGACCAUAUUGAUGAUGAUAUUGAUGGUGAUGGUAUUGAAAAUAAUAAAGACAAUGAUGACGAUGGAGACGGAAUUCCAGACAAUCUCGAAACGGAUACGGACGGUGAUGGCAUUCCAGAUUAUCUUGAUGACGAUAUCGAUGGAGACGGUACUCCAAACGAUCAAGAUGAUGAUAUUGAUGGUGAUGGUAUUUCAAAUGACUUAGAUAACGACGAUGAUGGCGAUGGCAUACCAGACAAUCUUGAGAAAGAUACAGAUGGAGAUGGAAGCCCUGAUUAUCUCGAUGACGAUAUAGACGGUGAUGGCAUUCCUAACGAUCAGGACGACGAUGAUGAUGGAGAUGGGAUUUCUGACACGUUGGAGAAAGAUACGGAUGGUGAUGGUAUCCCGGAUUAUCUCGAUGACGACAUAGAUGGAGACGGUAAUCCAAACAGUGAAGAUGAUGAUAUAGAUGGCGAUGGUAUUUCUAAUGAUCAAGACAACGAUGAUGACGGUGAUGGCAUACAAGACAAUAUGGAGCAAGAUACGGACGGCGACGGUAUCCCUGAUGAUUUAGACGAUGAUAUUGAUGGAGACGGUAUUCCAAAUAAUCAGGACGAUGAUAUCGAUGGCGACGGUAUUCGUAAUGAUCAAGACAACGAUGAUGACGGUGAUGGAAUUCCAGAUAAUCAAGAAAAAGAUACGGACGGAGAUAGUAUCCCGGAUUAUCUAGACGACGAUAUUGACGGAGAUGGCAUUCCAAACGAUAGAGAUAUCGAUAUUGAUGGCGAUGGUAUCCCUAAUGCUCAGGACAACGAUGAUGAUGGUGAUGGAAUUCCAGAUUAUCUUGAAAAAGAUACGGACGGCGACGGAAAGCCCGAUUAUCUGGAUGACGAUAUCGAUGGAGACGGUAUUCCAAACGAUCAAGAUGAUGAUGUAGAUGGUGAUGGUAUUUCAAAUGAUCAAGACAUCGAUGAUGACGGUGAUGGCAUACCAGACAAUUUGGAGCAUGAUACGGACGGCGACGGUGUCCCUGAUUAUCAAGACGACGAUGUUGAUGGAGACGGUAUUCCAAAUGAUCAAGACGGUGAUAUUGAUGGUGAUGGUAUUCCAAAUGCUCAAGAUAACGACGAUGAUGGUGAUGGAAUUCCAGAUAAUCUCGACAAAGAUACGGACGGAGAUGGUAUCUCAGAUUAUCUAGACGACGAUAUUGAUGGAGACGGUAUUCCAAAUGAUCAGGACGAUGAUAGUGAUGGUGAUGGUAUUUCUAAUGCUGAAGAUAACGAUGAUGACGGUGACGGUGUUCCAGACGAUCUCGAAAACGACUCAGAUGGCGAUGGCAUUCCGGAUCAUCUUGAUGGUGAUGAUGAUAACGACGGUAUACCGGAUGAUGAAGACACCGAUGAUGACGGUGAUGGAAUUUCAGAUGUUCUUGAAAUUGAUACAGACGGCGAUGGAAUUCCAGAUAAUCUGGACGAUGAUGACGACAAUGAUGGUAUACCCGAUGAGUUAGAUGACGAUGACGAUGGAGAUGGAAUUUCGGAUAACAAAGAAGAUUCAGAUGGAGAUGGUAUUCCUGAUUAUCUUGAUCUCGACGCUGAUGGUGACGGCAUUCCUGACAAGCUUCCAGACAGGGACGGGGACGGAAUACCAGACCACAUCGAUACUGAUGAUGAUAAUAAUGGAAUCCCUGACACAGAAGACACCUCGACGUAUGUUCCUGCGCAAGAGGAAGACGAUUUCGAUUCGGAAGAUGAUAGCAAAACAAAGAGCCUAUUGGGGACAAUUAUUGAGAGUUUUAAGAAUUUGUUUUUGUCAGAUGAUGAUGAAAACACUAAGAGAAAGGGCGUUAAAAACAUUCCAAAAAGUCAAAAUAGUAAAAAAACAUCAAAUAUUCCAAAAUCUAAAAAGACUGUUCAAUUGAAAAGUAGCGAGAAAGAUGAAGAUCACAGUGACGAAGACAUAGAUUUAAUGGAUCUUGUCAAGUCUACAAUAUUUGGAGAAAAAGAUAGUGAAGAUUCGACUGAAGGCGGCACCAAGAGGGUCACGAAAAAUUCUGGCACACGAAAACCAGGAAAUUAGAGGAAAUGUUGAUAAGAUGUCAUCUCUCGUCAAGAAGGCAUUGCGUUGAAACAAUGCAUUUUAAACUUCGUCCAUUUAUUGCAUUUAGAAAGGUUAAAGGUUAUAUUUAUGAUGCUCAAUAAACUAGUUGCUAAAUUUUAGUGUUUGGAAAACAUAAAUAUUGAUGCAUUACCUUGCGAGUUUGGAUAAUUUGAUAAUUGACUCCCCGCAUUGUUAGUUUUCCGGUAAUCAACAUCACGUUAUCAUAAACAAAGGUUUAAUCACCGUACACCAUUAAUGAUGUAACCACAACCAAUGCAAUUAAAGUAUUUAUUAAUAAUAUAUACAACUUAUGAAAGAUCUUUCAAUAAACGCAGAUUUUGUUGUUCUCGUGAAGCCCCGUCGAUUCUCGCGGUCCCGCAAUUUCAAUCACUUGAUUAACCACGGCAUUUGUUCUUUAACAAUGGAAGUCGAUAUAGACAGUCGUUUGCUUUUGUUAAAAGAUCUCUGAUAUAAUGCACCGGUAUAUGAGCUCGAUUGUUUUGUGUUGUUUAUGUUUUCCAUCGCGGAUUUAAGUAUCGCAUAUACCCGUAUAUGUCGUAACCGUAUUCAAUAUGAGAAAACAUCAUUCAUACAAGCAUCCUCAAGAUAGACAUAUAUUUGUUUUAAUAAAUUGGAAGAUUGCACUAUCCAUGUUAUUGUUAAAUUUAACUUAUUUGUAGAUUUUUUUCCAAAUUGCAGAACAAAUACAACCCACGAUUUUCCUAUAAGAUUGGAGUAAUUGGAAUUUGUAUGGAGUCAUUCACUUUAUUCACAUUUAGUAAAGCUGAUGUUUUUUCGUUUAUACGUCACACACGCUGAUAUUACCGUUUCUUGUAUUAUUUCGAUGUUUGCUGUUUAGUUUUUCCUUUCUUUGUAAUAUAUUUGAAUGUUAAGUGGCGACUUUAUUUUGGCUAAGUUCGUAAUAUAUACCAAUCAAGACAAUAAGUUGUAUGAAAAGUAAAGAUUGCACAAGCCGUUAUUGUUUGUUAAAUAUUCAAUUGCUGUUUUACCAGUUGAAUAUUUAAUGUACCACUAUAUUUUUAAAUAUUGACAUGUUCAUGUAUUCAAACAUAUAUUAUGUAAAACUAUUUUCAAAAUGUUUCAAACGUGCGAAUUAUAGAUAUGCAAACAGUAAAGUGUUGAUAGUGAAAGGUGUAUCUUUUGUCUGCUGUAUUUAUCCAUUGUUGUGUUUUUUUUAAUGUUUAUAUGCUCAAAACAGUUAUUGAUAUCGUGAGAUAUUCCCUAAAUAAGUGAAGUUAUACUUUCGUAUUGUAAAACUAAUAGUUCAUUCUAUAGUGUGAAUGAAUCGAAUACCGCAUCAAACUAGCUUGAUAUGUACCGGUAUACAGAAUAUUAUUCACGUGAAUGUUCGAAAGGAUAUAUUGUUUCCAAACCAAUAAAAGGUUGUAGUUUUUUCUUAUAAGUUCAGCGUAAGUUAAGAUUACUUUAAUAAUGCUAUAUGAAUCUUUGCUAAUAUGUUGAACAUUACUUGUACGUUACAUAAUGUGCGUAAAACGCAUACAUGCUUGCUUUCUUUCCUAUAUUUGAUAACCGAUGAUUAUUUCACAUGUCCUCUUUGAUCUUGUCAUAUACAUACUUUGAAUCAUGAUUUAUGUUUGCUUAUCUCUGUGUAUGUUUGUGUUUAUGAUAGAACCACGAUCCUUUUUCAUUACAUUAAAAAAUGAAAAAAUA
Messenger RNA from Dreissena polymorpha, 7114 nucleotides. RefSeq names its product serine-aspartate repeat-containing protein I-like. The record is from RefSeq and is a predicted model, not a curated record. The coding region runs from base 110 to 5401 and encodes 1763 amino acids. Lineage: Eukaryota; Metazoa; Mollusca; Bivalvia; Myida; Dreissenidae. Gene Ontology annotation, molecular function: calcium ion binding. The transcript has a single exon. Gene Ontology annotation, biological process: cell adhesion.